Molecule: messenger RNA, 669 nt
Organism: Apiotrichum porosum
Lineage: Eukaryota; Fungi; Basidiomycota; Tremellomycetes; Trichosporonales; Trichosporonaceae
Exons: 5
Coding region: 1-669 (222 amino acids)
Source: RefSeq, a predicted model, not a curated record
AUGCCGUCUAAAGCUGAGGAGAACCUCCCGGCCACGAACGAGGGUUACGGUACCCGCGAGUAUUGGGAGCAGCGGUAUACUGUCGAGGGUGUAGGCCACGACUUUGACUGGUUCCUCAAGCCCGACUACCUUCUCCAGUUCUUUGACGGCCUCACCAAGGACAUUGAUGUUGGCAAGGAUGCCCGCAUCCUCAUUCUGGGCUGCGGAAACAGCUCUCUCGGCGAGGCCCUCUACGAUGCCGGGUGGCGCAACCUUGUCAACAUCGACUAUUCUAAGGCUGUUAUUGAACAGAUGAUUGAGCGCCACGGCGAGACACGCCCACAAAUGAAGUGGCUCGAGAUGGACGUUCUGGACCUCAAGUUUGAGCAGGAGUUUGACCUUGUGGUGGACAAGGCAACAAUGGACGCCAUGUUGACUACCAAGGGCGACCCAUGGAACCCUCCCCAGAAGGACAUUGACAUGUGCACCAAAGAGGUCGACGAGGGUCUCCGUGUCCUUCGCAAGCAACUCGGCUCCAAGUUUGUGUACUGGUCGUUCGGACAGCCCCACUUCCGCAAGCGCUUCUUUAUCAACCGUGCUGGAUGGAAGUACAGCCAAAAGUCGGUCGGGCCAGAGGACGGGUUCGAGUACUUCCAGUACCUCUUGGAGUGGGAAGAAGUUGUGGCAUAG